Lolium rigidum is the source of this 1236-nucleotide messenger RNA. RefSeq names its product serine carboxypeptidase 1-like. Gene Ontology annotation, biological process: proteolysis; secondary metabolic process. Gene Ontology annotation, molecular function: acyltransferase activity, transferring groups other than amino-acyl groups; serine-type carboxypeptidase activity. Bases 39 to 1115 code for a protein of 358 amino acids. The transcript has 11 exons. The record is from RefSeq and is a predicted model, not a curated record. Lineage: Eukaryota; Viridiplantae; Streptophyta; Magnoliopsida; Poales; Poaceae.
CAAACAUCAUAUACCUUGACUCCCCUGCUGGUGUUGGGAUGUCAUACUCGUCGAACAAAUCGGAUUACACAACAGGUGACAUGAAAACCGCAGCUGAUGCGCAUACCUUCCUUCUCAAGUGGUUCGAGUUAUACACCGAGCUCCAGUCGAACCCAUUCUACAUUUCCGGAGAGUCAUAUGCAGGGAUCUACAUUCCUACACUAGCUGAUGAAGUUGUUAAAGGGACACAAAAGGAUCUGCAGCCAAGAAUUAAUCUGAAGGGCUAUCUGAUUGGUAAUGGAGCAACUGACAUGGGCUACGAUUACAACUCUUUCGUGCCGUUUGCACAUGGGAUGGGUCUCAUCUCAACCGAAUUUUUUGAGAAUGUCAGUGCUGCUUGCCAUGGCACAUUCUGGGGAGAAGUUAACGAUGUUUGCCAAGAAAAGAUAGAUCGAGUGCGUUGGGAACUGAAAGACCUGAACCAGUACAACAUUCUUGCACCAUGCUAUCACCACCCUGAAAUCCAAGAGGUAGUUUUCGUGAACAGCAGCUUGCCAGCAAGCUUCAGAAAGCUAGGUGAGACCGAGAGGCCUUUCCCCGUGAGGAAGAGGAUGGCGGGUCGUUCAUGGCCUCUCCGCCUUGCUGUGAGCAAUGGACGUGUUCCCAUGUGGCCUAAGCUUACUGGUAGAUCACUUCCAUGCAUGAGUGACGAACUCGCGACCAUAUGGCUGGAUGAUGAAGAUGUAAGAGCUGCCAUUCACGCCAAACCGAAAAGCGUAAUUGGAUCAUGGGAAUUGAAUACUGCAAGAAUAGACUACACUCAUGAGGCAGGCAGCAUGCUGAAGUAUCACAAAAUGUUUACAGCUAUGGGAUAUCGAGUACUUAUUUACAGUGGAGAUCAUGAUCUUUGUAUCCCUUUCACCGGAACGGAGGCAUGGGUCAGAUCAUUAGGCUACGGAGUUGUUGAUUCAUGGCGAUCAUGGUACUUUGGAGGGCAAGUUGCUGGAUAUACACAAGGUUAUGAUCACAAUCUUACCUUCCUCACCAUAAAGGGAUCUGGACACACUGUUCCUGAGUACAAGCCAAAAGAAUCUCUGGCGUUCUACACCCGCUGGUUGUCUGGAGAAAAGAUCUAAAUUGAUCGACCUCGCAUCAGUCUAUGCGCACAACCAUCUUUAUUUCAUACUGGUCUUUCUUUUUGUAUAUCUUGAUAAUGACACUGCCUUUUUCAAUGUCAAACCCAAUAAAAAUUAAAGA